Molecule: messenger RNA, 312 nt
Organism: Asparagus officinalis (garden asparagus)
Lineage: Eukaryota; Viridiplantae; Streptophyta; Magnoliopsida; Asparagales; Asparagaceae
Exons: 1
Coding region: 1-312 (103 amino acids)
Source: RefSeq, a predicted model, not a curated record
AUGAAGGGAGUUCAGCGAUUUAAUAGAAAGGGAAAGCUUGCCCUAAGAUAUAUUAGUCCGUUCAGAAUUUAUGAGCGCAUUGGAGCCGUAUCAUAUAGGCUAAAUCUUUCAGCAUCGAUGUCGAGUAUACAUGAUGUCUUCUAUGUUUCGAUAUUUAAGAAGUAUUUUCGCGACGAGGAGCAGCAGCGAGUGUUUGACGCACCAGAGGUUGAGCUUCAUGAUGAUUUGACCAUGAUUGAGAUUCCAAUUUGUAUUCUUGCCAAGAAGGACAAGAAGCUUAGAAACAAAGUGAUAUCUUUAGUCAAUAUUUAA